Messenger RNA from Varanus komodoensis (Komodo dragon), 2048 nucleotides. It is a transcript of the gene CEP43, whose product is annotated as centrosomal protein 43. NCBI's taxonomy places the organism in Eukaryota, Metazoa, Chordata, Lepidosauria, Squamata, Varanidae. Gene Ontology annotation, molecular function: protein binding. Bases 64 to 1218 code for a protein of 384 amino acids. Gene Ontology annotation, cellular component: centrosome. The transcript is spliced from 13 exons. The record is from RefSeq and is a predicted model, not a curated record. Gene Ontology annotation, biological process: microtubule anchoring.
AACGAAUCUGCAGGGCUGAGUUCGUCGCUAGUUUAGUUUAGGCGGUUGUCAGGGUGAAGGAAGAUGGCGACUGCGACGGAAGAAGAUACAGAGCUGAGAGACCUCCUCGUGCAAACUCUGGAGACGACUGGAGUGCUAAAUAAAAUCAAGGCAGAAUUGCGGGCAGCUGUAUUUCUAGCACUAGAAGAACAAGAAAAAGUAGAGAACAAAACUCCUCUGGUAAAUGAAAGUUUGAAAAAGUUUUUAAAUACAAAAGAUGGUCGAUUAGUGGCUAAUCUUGUUGCUGAAUUUCUUCAGUUCUUCAAUCUUGAUUUUACUUUGGCUGUUUUUCAACCUGAAUCAAGCACAUUAAAUGCACUUGAGGCUCGAGAGAAUUUAGCUCAGGACCUGGGAAUUGUAGAAGCUAAAACUACAGUAGAUGGGCCCUUAUUGCUGGAAGUGGUCAGAAGAUGUCAGCAGAAGAAAGGAGUUUCAAACAGCAUACAUGUAGCCCCAAUAAUACCUGACAGUGUACAUUCUCCUCCAAAAUCAUCAGAUGGAAGGUCAAACAUACACCAGUUACCAAGUAAGAUACCAAGGUAUAAAGGACAUCGUAAACAGAAAAGGUGCUUGGACACGGCUGAGCAGGUAACUGAAACCAGUCAUAGUGAUACAAGCAUUUCAUCUGGAGAUGCAAAGAACAAAGGCAGCACUCAUUUCUUACCCAAUGAAACAAAACUAAUUUCUCAACCAAACAAAGACAUGGUUACCAAAGAAAAGAAUAGUCCAGCAGAAGAAGAUGAUGAUGCAGAGGGAGAUUCUUUCUUUGAUGAUCCCAUACCAAAGCCAGAACGAUCAUAUGGCUGGAAAAAUGACUCUAGCAAAGAAGGAAAUGUUGCAUCUCCUGAUGCAGCACCCAUAAAGAGUGGUCUGAGUUCUUUGGCUGGAGCACCCCCACUAAAGGAGCCUGAGAAUGCAAACUCAAUUUUGAAAGAUGUAAAAAUGGUGAAUUCUAAACUUGGAUCACUUGAAAUAGGGGAUGAAGAUGAAUAUGUUGAUGACUUCAACAGUACCAGUCAUCGGUCAGAGAAAAGUGAAGCCAGCAUUGGUGAAGAAAUAGAUGAUAUUUCUGUGGAAUUGGAAGACUUCAAUAUUAGUGACAAACUUGAAGACCUCACACAAGACCUCACUAUUUCUCAGUUAAGUGGUGAUGCAGAUUACCUGGAGGAUGUUGCAUGAGCAGAGAACAGAAAUAUAAAUUCGUUGGUUUGAGGACCUUUGUAGACUAUAUAUUGAAGACAAUCACACUGCUGAAAUAUCCCCUUCCCAACUGUGCCUUGUGUGUCAAAGGAAAAAAGCAACCAACAGAGCUGGAGAGGGGGAAAGGGAUUUUAAACUUCCAAGGACUGAAAACCCAAUAAUUUUGGAGUGUUGCAUUGCUAUCUAGUUCAACUAAAUCUUUCAUGCAAGAAGUUCAGUAGUUCCCAGAAAGAUGUCCGUUGCAGGCGACAGACACACCAAAAAUUAAUAAGGGAAGAAAUCCACAAAGUAUCUGAAGAAUGGCAGACAUGCUUACUGUUAUGGUAAGCAUCUGGCUUUUUGUUGAAGAAACCAAGAAAACACAGUGUUUGAACUUAUUCUUCUGUUGAUCCAAUUUUAAUUACAGUUUUCAAUACAAUUUCUUUCUUGCUGGUUGAAAUUAUUUCAGCAAUCAGGAGAUGUGAACCAGAAUCUUUAAAAAUAACUUAUAGGAUGCCUGACUAGAGGCAUAUUAAAAGACACUAGUGUCUGAGUUAUGAAUACCCAUAGUUUAUAGAAAGCUGGUUCCUUUAUUGCAAGUUAGGUGCUUAGUUUUGCGUGGAGAUCACUAGGUACUUCUGAAAAUUGCAGCUGGAAUAUGAGCCUUAACGCUAAACUUAUUUUUAUAUAUUUAAACAUUUGUUACUCUAAACUAGCUUUUGUUUGUUAAUUUAAUGAAAGUGUUUAUUUGCAUGAGUUUUUUUCUUUGAAACACAGCUUGAUACAGAAUAAAAACUGUUCCAAGACAGGCUGCUUAAAGGUUGAGAAUA